AUGCUAGACGUUGAUUAUGGCUCUUACCCAUUUGUCACUUCUUCAAGUACUACGCUUGCUGGUAUUAUUGGUGGACUUACACUGAACCCAAAGAAUAUCACAGAGACGGUUGGAGUGGUCAAGGCUUAUACCACCCGUGUCGGAGCGGGGGCUUUCAAGACUGAAGAUACCGAAGAGGAACGUCGACUGGCCGCAGACGCCGGUGUGGAUGACCUUGUUGUUGUCAAGUACAGUAACUCGAUCAACUACUACACCAGCCUGAAUCUCACCAAGCUCGACGUUUUGGAUACUUUCGAAACGAUCAAGAUUGCCAUAGCUUACAAGAUCGACGGAGAGGAACUGGACUCUUACCCUGCGGAUCUUGACAUUUUGAACCGAGCUGAGGUGGUUUACCACGAGAUGCCAGGCUGGCAAAAGCCGACCACUAACGCGAGGACCUACUACGAUCUUCCCAAGGCGGCCCGCGAUUACGUCGAGUACAUCGAAAAGUUUGUCGGAGUCAAGAUCAAGUACAUCGGCACUGGUCCUGACCGUGAGGCAAUGAUCCAGCGCUCCUGA
Metarhizium robertsii ARSEF 23 is the source of this 558-nucleotide messenger RNA. Its product is annotated as Adenylosuccinate synthetase. Lineage: Eukaryota; Fungi; Ascomycota; Sordariomycetes; Hypocreales; Clavicipitaceae. Gene Ontology annotation, molecular function: nucleotide binding; adenylosuccinate synthase activity. The record is from RefSeq and is a predicted model, not a curated record. Gene Ontology annotation, cellular component: cytoplasm. The transcript is spliced from 9 exons. Gene Ontology annotation, biological process: IMP metabolic process; 'de novo' AMP biosynthetic process. The coding region runs from base 1 to 558 and encodes 185 amino acids.